AUGGACAUUUCAAGCUCACGUUUGGACAAUGAGGGCGAAGUUAAAUCUUUGUAUACACAUAUUCCAAAUGAUGACGCGGAUAAAGAAGACAUGUUGGUGCUUUGUUCAGAGGAAGAGCUUGAUGAUAACGAUGACAAUGUUGUAUUACUCGAGAUGAUUGAUGGGGAUGACAAAAAGUAUGUCAGGCAAGUUGGUUUUGGUGUGUUAAGAAGGAUGAUUAGAAAGAUACCAGAUGGUCACCCAAAUUACAUGAUCCUUACAUGCCUUCGUGAUGGCUCAGGAACACAGAGCAAAAGUAAUGCUUCCAAAGCAACACCAACAACUAAUAGAACUAGGUGUAAGGCAAGGAUUUGUGCAAAGUUAUGGGAUGAUGGGACAUGGUAUUUGAGUAAAGUGGUGUUUGAGCAUAAUCAUCAUGUAAGCCCAAGAAAAGCAAGGUUUUUAAGGUGUUUUAAGAAUAUUAAUGAUGUUGCGAAAAGAAUGCUCGAUCUUAAUGAUACAUCUGGAAUAUGUUUAAAUAAGAAUUUUAACUCAUUGGUUGUUGAAAUGGGGGGGUUUGAGAAUGUUCCCUUUGGGGAGAAAGAUUGUCGAAAUUUUAUUGCCAAGGCAAGAGAGCUUCGGCUUGGCAAAGAAGGUGGUCAAGUACUUUGUGAUUAUUUCAGAAGAAUGCAAGACAUGAAUGAUGACUUCUAUUAUGUGAUGGACAUGGAUGAUAAUGCUAGGUUGCGAAAUGUGUUUUAG
This is a messenger RNA of Corylus avellana, 741 nucleotides long. The record is from RefSeq and is a predicted model, not a curated record. NCBI's taxonomy places the organism in Eukaryota, Viridiplantae, Streptophyta, Magnoliopsida, Fagales, Betulaceae.